Molecule: messenger RNA, 2217 nt
Organism: Marmota monax (woodchuck)
Lineage: Eukaryota; Metazoa; Chordata; Mammalia; Rodentia; Sciuridae
Gene: Polr2d
Product: RNA polymerase II subunit D
Exons: 4
Coding region: 65-493 (142 amino acids)
Biological process (GO): mRNA export from nucleus in response to heat stress; positive regulation of translational initiation; transcription initiation at RNA polymerase II promoter
Cellular component (GO): P-body; RNA polymerase II, core complex
Molecular function (GO): nucleotide binding; translation initiation factor binding
Source: RefSeq, a predicted model, not a curated record
GGCGGCAGCCAGCUGCUCCACGCUUCCGCUUCCGGCGGUGUUUGUAGUAGUAAGCGGUGCGGCUAUGGCGGCCGGCGGCAGUGAUCCGCGGGCUGGUGACGUGGAAGAGGACGCCUCACAGCUUAUCUUUCCCAAAGAGUUUGAAACAGCAGAGACUCUUCUAAAUUCAGAAGUUCAUAUGCUUCUGGAGCAUCGAAAGCAACAAAAUGAGAGUGCAGAGGAUGAGCAGGAACUCUCAGGAGUCUUCAUGAAAACUUUAAACUACACUUCCCGUUUCAGUCAUUUCAAAAAUAGAGAGACCAUUGCAAGUGUCCGUAGCUUGCUGCUCCAGAAAAAGCUACAUAAGUUUGAGUUGGCUUGUUUGGCCAACCUUUGCCCAGAGACUGCUGAGGAGUCCAAGGCUCUGAUUCCAAGCCUGGAGGGGCGAUUUGAAGAUGAGGAACUACAGCAGAUUCUUGAUGAUAUCCAGACAAAGCGCAGUUUCCAGUAUUAAUCUCCAAACUUCACUCAGCUUCUUGGGGGACUCAUGUCCCCAGCACACCACCACCCUCUCAGGGGCUGGGGCCUUGCAGAAGCUAUUGCAAAAGACAUUUGGAAUUCUUCAAGAAGAGAGUCCAUCUUGGUGUGGGUUUAGGUUGCUGUUUCCAAUGUGACUGUUAGACCAUAAUGACCGUAUAAUUUUAGAGCAGCCUUGCAGUGACUGCCUAAACAUGCUGCUGAGAAGGGUGAGGUGGGGUAUUAUAUAAGCCAUGCUGUUGACUAUCUCAUACUGUGGAUUUUGGACCCCACAUUUAUUUUUUAUUCAUAACAUUUCAUAUUUUAAUUUCAAAGUGUUUGUAGUUUUUGACUAAAGUAGAACAUAGAAAACUUUUAUAGGGAAAGAAUAGUCUUACCUAGGUGCAAAAGAAAGAUUUAAGCCAGACAAAUGUCAAUGUUUCAAAUUAUUAAAGAAAGGGUGAGAGAAGCUGGGUGUGGUGGUGCACACCAGAAGGAUCGCGAGUUCAAAGCCAGCGUCAGCAAUGGUGAGGCGCUAAGGAACUCAGUGAGACCAUGUCUCUAAAUAAAAUACAAAAUAGGGCUGGGGAUGUGGCUUAGUGGUUGAGGGCUCCUGAGCUCAAACCCUGGUACAACCCCCCCAUCCCCCCGCAAAAAAAAAAUUAAAAAGAGGGAGUGCUAAUAACUGUGAGAGUCUUGGCAUCCUUGUACAUAACCCAGGAAACAGGAAGGAAGCAUGUCAUGGGAUGCAGUUACACCUGCUUGAGUAUCACUGUGCCCUUUAGCAUGGAGGUAGACAGGCAUUUUGCCUAUUUUUCUUUGGGUGGUGUUGCAGAACAUGGAUUUGUAGCAGCCCCACAGAACUCAUUUUAAGAUUUUUUCUUCAUUUGGGCACUGUGACACACACCUGUAUUUCCAGUCACUUGGCAAUGUACCAAGACCUUGUCUCAAGAGAAACUGGGGGAUAGGAUGUAGCUCAGUGGUAGAGCGCUCACCUACAUGUGAAAGUCCCUGGAUUCCAUCCCAGCACAGCAAAAGUAAACUUUCAUAUGUAUGACUUGAAGGUCUGAACUCUCUGAAGUCUUUUUCUUUUAGGGAGCAUCCAUUCCAUACCUCUCCCUUGCUACUUAACAGGCCAGGGUUGAUUUGAAUGGAAGGAUUACGAGCCUUCCUGAGCCACUGCAGUGAAAUCUCUCAACUUGAGGCCAGUAGUGAACAUGGAUAGCUAAACAUUUUAGCUAUGAUUUUUCUGAAGGGAAAUAUUUGUGUUUCCUUCAAAGUUUGAAUUUUUUCUUUCUGAAACUUUGUGUAUGAACUCAUGGGCCUAAGAACAAGUUGGAGAAAGAAAGUUGGUUUUAAAAGUCAAGAUAGUUUUGCCUGGCAAGGUGGUGCAUGCCUGUAAUCUCAAUGACUCUGAAGGCUUAGUCAGGAUGAUUGCAAAAUUAAGGCCAGCCUCAGCAACUUGAUGAGACCCUGUCUCAAUAUUUUAAAAAAAGUCAGGGGUAGUUAGCUCAGUAUUAGAGUACAUAGCCUAUGGGAGGUUCUGAGCGUAACCCCCCAAUUCUGCAAAAACAACAUCACUAACAAAAACCCCUACCAAGAUACUACACUUGAUCUUAGCCAAAAGGCCGAGAAGCGAUAACCUACCAAGUCCAUGGGAAAUGUGAGUGGUGUAAGAUUUUUUUCAGCUUUUUGUUAUGAGCAUUAAAUCUAAAAAACAAG